Diorhabda carinulata is the source of this 2387-nucleotide messenger RNA. RefSeq lists its product as uncharacterized. Lineage: Eukaryota; Metazoa; Arthropoda; Insecta; Coleoptera; Chrysomelidae. The record is from RefSeq and is a predicted model, not a curated record. The transcript has 15 exons. The coding region runs from base 14 to 1957 and encodes 647 amino acids.
UAGUGCCACCAAAAUGCAUUUGUAUAAUGAUACCCAGUAUUUUCAAUAUCUGGUUUAUCCUAGGUUUAGUAUAAUUAGAUGGAUAGAAUUCAUAUUAUGUUUGGUGUGUCUUAUCUUAGCAAUCAUGGUAUUUCGUUCCAACGUGUACAUAUUAAUAAAAGUAGUAACUAUAUCAGUAUCAGCAGCUUUCGCUUUCAUAUGUUUUUUUGACGUCAUAGCAUGGCUGUUCCGCUCCCCAAUUGGUUAUGCAGCUUGGUUGAUGAUAUCUCUAUCAGCCUUUCUCUUUUUCUGCCUUUGCGGAGGUUGUAUAUUUUUUCUGAGGAGAGUAACCAUGGUGUAUUAUUUUUAUGCUAUGGGAUUCUUUUUCCUCGCCACUGCCCUUGCAUUUUUAUUCGAUUACAUUUGGAUGGCACUAGAAUAUAUCAAUUUAAGACGUUGCAUACCAGUUCCCAGAUCCACAAGUAGAUUGGACAGAGGAGUUUCCACAUGUUGUGUAUGCAAGUAUGACAUUGAGCCUUGUCCUAAAAGAAAACCUCCAGAAAAUCAAACUACAACUUCUGAAAGAACUGCCAGAAAAAUCAUAUACCCUUCAUCCAAUGUUGUAUCUAAUAGGAGUAUUACACCUGGUUCAAAGAAGAGUCAUAAGUGUGGUGUAUGCCCACGAAAAAAACAAGAACAUUCUGCUGGUUCCAACACUGCUACUUCAGUUUCUAUUAAUCAAAGUACUCAAGUUUUAGUUCCCAGGAACAAACCCAGAUCACCGCAAACACUUCCUCAAAUGCCAAUGACAACACUAGAUGCAGAAAUACAAGAAGAAGAAUAUCAAUUGCCGUUUUUUAAAAGUGAUAUCACAGAUUAUCCUGGUCCACCGUAUUAUUUGUGCAAUAUACUGGAAAAAAGAAAUAUUCCGUCAAAGUAUUACUCAACUCUAGAUACAGUAGUAGAAAAAGAAUCUGCAGAAACCAGUUCUAAAGGUGAAUUUUCUGAUAUGGAAAAUGGAAGCGGAUGCUCUUCUGCGAGAUCGAAAGAAUCGUCCAGGUCAUAUCAAACAUCGGCAGCCUCUUCAAUAAAAAAACUAUUCCAGUCUAAUGCAGUAGUGUUUGACUACCAACAUACAUCUCCCACUGAAGGGGCGCAUGAAAUAAAACUUUUCAAUGAAAUAUCCGAAAUGGGCAGAAAUAUGCAGUCAUUAGAAAUUAAACGUAGUGUAGAGACUAUAGAAAUCAAAAGAAAAGUAGAUACACCGGAGCUUCGGAGGAUAAAAGGGUCAGGCGAUUCAAAUGAAGAUACGCAUUCAUAUUUGUAUUCGAGCUAUAAACAUGAAAUUUUACCACGAAAGAUAGAACAAACAUCGCAGUGCAAUAUUGAGCCAGUUAAAAACAAUCUGCCCAGUAGAAUUCCAAUUAGACCAGAAAGCAGAAGUGCAUUGAAAGUCCCAACAAUUGUUGAUAAAAAACCGUCGUCCUCACCUGGAUUCGCCAGUAGAUUACGUUUACGACCAGAAACAAGAGUUUUUCCGUGUACAGACAAUGAAAAAACUAGAAUGGAACUCAGCACAUCGCAAGAUAGAGCUAGGUUACCUUGGUUUAAGCAGGAAAAAUAUGUGUCAAACAGAUCACCAAGAAAUGAGUCAUCACAAAAAAAUGAACAGUGUGAUAUGAGACUUUCACGACUAAAAAGUCCAGCCCGAUUCAAUUUCUCUCCGCGAAAGAUGGGAGCUGAAUCGAGUGAUAGUUUUCCAUCUAGCGGCGGAGAUAUGGGAAUUGGGACCAUCGACAAAAAAUGUCCCACCUGUCAUUCAUUACUUAAACAUAGUCCACAAAGCAGCAUAGAAAAGAAACUAUCGGGAAUUUCGUCAACCAUUAAUUCAGUGGACUCAGAGAGGCAAGUAGCUUUCAAGACAUACAUGGACGGAAAUUGCAUACAUAAGACAAAUCUCGGAACAGAAGGAAGGUAGUGGAUGUAAUUGUGGAAUAGAAAUUAAAGAAUAGCAUCAAAACGACUUCAGUGGGAAGAGAUUUUGGAAUUUGUCGUAAUGUUAGACUUAAUAGAUAUAGAGAUCUAAUAUUGUAUAUUGUAUAAAAAAAGUUUAAUCGUUCAAGGUAUCCCAUCAAUAAAAUAAACACUCAAAUUUGGACAAAAAUAUUUGAAUAUUAUAUAUCCCAGUAUAAUUAAUUUCAAUUCCUCAUGAUUGCUGAGAACUUUUACAUAAAAAAUAAAUAUUCAUCUUUAUUAUAUAACUAAUAUAAUUUAAUAAUAACGUCGGUGGUGGGACACCUUGAACAAUACGUUAAGAUUACUGCAUUUUCAGAUUAUCUAAUUGUAUUUUACAACACAAAAUUUGUUUUUGAUAAAACGUUAUUUUUAUAUAUCAAGUGUUUUCAAUA